This is a messenger RNA of Sphaeramia orbicularis (orbiculate cardinalfish), 729 nucleotides long. Its product is annotated as polycystic kidney disease protein 1-like 2. The record is from RefSeq and is a predicted model, not a curated record. Lineage: Eukaryota; Metazoa; Chordata; Actinopteri; Kurtiformes; Apogonidae. Bases 1 to 729 code for a protein of 242 amino acids. The transcript has 5 exons.
AUGUUCGGGAUUGUACUGUCAGUAGAUCCAGUUGCAGCUGUUUUUAAUGCAGUCACCAUCAACAUAAAGUGGGUCUUAGAUUUUUCCGAGGGAGAUCUUACCUGCAGCAUAAGUCUGGGAGAUGGCCACGUUAUUUACCAGCAUGGUAAAGAGGGGUUGGAAAGCAGUGUUGUGCACAUAUAUACUCAUCCCAAUUCAUUUCUUGUGGCAGUUGAGUGCACCAGCCAUAAAGUACAGGUGACAGCUCAGAAAAUAAUUUCAGUCCAAGAACCUGUGAUGGCCUUUGGUGAAAUUAAGUGUCAUGCUGAAAGUCUGUCUUUUAAUGCCACCAACUGCACAGUCCUUGAUGGUGAGCCAUUUCAACUCCAAAUGGAAGUAAAAGCAGGUAGUAAUGUGACCUACAGAGUCCAGAGACAGGAUAUUGUGUUGACCAGUUUGUAUGUACUCAGAGGAGAUGUUUCCCACAACAUCACUCUGACCCCGGAGAUGGUGACGCAGCUCGGGCCCGGCUGCCAUCAGCUGUCCCUUUAUGCAUCAAACAUGGUCACAUUCCCUGAAGUAUCGACAGAACUGCAGCGUGAAUGUGGGACUGGUUGCUCAUCUCCACGUCAGCCCUGUGAUGAACUGGGAACACGUCCAGGGUGUACCCCUCCUUCGCCCAAUGGUAGCGGGUCAAAGCUCCAGCAGCCUCACAACUCUCAAGGACAAAGUGGUUCAGAGAAUGAAUGA